Molecule: messenger RNA, 3486 nt
Organism: Pseudopipra pipra
Lineage: Eukaryota; Metazoa; Chordata; Aves; Passeriformes; Pipridae
Gene: NR3C1
Product: nuclear receptor subfamily 3 group C member 1
Exons: 9
Coding region: 199-2520 (773 amino acids)
Biological process (GO): nuclear receptor-mediated glucocorticoid signaling pathway; regulation of transcription by RNA polymerase II
Cellular component (GO): nucleus; chromatin
Molecular function (GO): steroid binding; nuclear receptor activity; estrogen response element binding
Source: RefSeq, a predicted model, not a curated record
GGUCAGGGUCUGAGGCCGGCGGAAGGAGCAGCGGCAGGAGCAGCAGCGGGGGGAGCGGUGCUGUCGCCGCCGUGGCCCCCGGAGGGGCAGCUAUUGACUCCCCCCCCAGCCGGCUGCCGCCCCCCGCCGCGGGUGCGAUGGCCGUGGGCGGCUGAAGGAGCCCCAGCGCCCUCCCCCGGACGAGUUAAUGGUAAAGUAAUGGAUUCCAAAGAAUUGCUUAACCCGUCGGAUCAAGACGAAACAAGGAAAAAUGCUCUCAUCAGUACCAAAGGAGGGAUCGUGAUGGACUUCCAUCCACCCUUCAGGGGUGGAGCUACUGUCCAAGCCCCUGUGUCUACAUCUCCUCUCCCUGCGUCUUCUCAGUCAGAUUCCAGUCAGCAACCUGCUUUGCCUGACUUUUCGAAAGGAUUAGGAAACAAUGUGCCUCAGCCAGACCUUUCCAAGGCAGUGUCGCUCUCGAUGGGACUGUACAUGGGUGAAACAGACACAAAAGUGAUGGGAAACGACCUUGGAUUUUCGCACCAGGGCCAAAUUGGCAUCUCUUCUGGAGAAACGGACUUCAGGCUCUUGGAGGAAAGUAUUGCAAGCUUGAACAAGUCCUCGAGCCUGGCCGAGGACGCGAAGGGAUCCGCGUCUUCUGAGGUGGCGCUCGAGCCGGAUUUCCCGGGCAUGGCCGGCCGCAACGUCCCUUUAGAGUCGGGAACUGCAGUCCAAAGCCAGGUUGGCUCAAAUGGUGGCAACUUGAAGUUGUUCUCUGAAGACCAAAGCACCCUGGAUAUCCUCCAGGAUUUAGAAUUGCCGCCGGUAUCGCCUGGCAAGGAGACCAACGGGAGCCCGUGGCGGCUGGACCCGUUGCUCGAUGAUGGUGGUUUGCUGUCCCCCAUAUCUGCAGAUGAUGCCUUUCUCCUGGAAGGAAAUCUCGGCGAAGACUGCAAGCCUCCCAUUUUAUCUGACACUAAACCUAAAAUUAAUGACCAUGGUGACCUUUUACCCAGUUCCAAAAUGCCAAUGCCUCAAGUGAAAACAGAAAAGGAAGACUUCAUUGAACUCUGUACUCCUGGCAUCAAGCAGGAAAACAUGGGCCCACUUUACUGCCAGGCCAACUUCUCCGGGUCAAACCUGCUGGGUACGAAAGUCUCGGCCAUCUCCAUCCACGGUGUCAGCACCUCUGGAGGACAGAUGUACCACUAUGAUUUAAAUACUGCAUCGCUCUCUCAGCAGCAGGAUCAAAAACCAAUUUUUAAUAUCAUUCCAUCUCUUCCUGCCGGGUCAGAAAAUUGGAAUAGGUGCCAGGGAUCGGGGGACGACGCGUUGGCUCCUCUGGGAACGCUCAACCUUUCUGGCAGACCUGCUUUCUCUAAUGGCUAUUCAAGCCCUGGAAUGAGAUCAGAUGUAAGCUCCUCUCCAUCCACAACCUCAGCAACUACGGGACCACCUCCCAAGCUCUGUCUGGUGUGCUCCGACGAGGCCUCCGGGUGCCAUUACGGUGUUCUGACAUGUGGCAGCUGCAAAGUGUUCUUCAAAAGGGCAGUGGAAGGGCAGCACAACUACCUGUGUGCUGGGAGGAACGACUGCAUUAUUGACAAAAUCCGGAGGAAAAACUGCCCGGCGUGUCGCUACCGGAAAUGUCUGCAGGCUGGCAUGAACCUUGAAGCUCGCAAAACAAAGAAGAAGAUCAAAGGACUGCAGCAGGGAAGUGCCACGGGAACACGGGACGCUCCCGAGGCAUCCGGGAACAAGAGCAUCGUCCCCGCGUCGCUGCCGCAGCUGACGCCGACGCUGGUGUCGCUGCUGGAGGUGAUCGAGCCCGAGGUGCUGUACUCGGGAUACGACAGCACCCUGCCCGACUCCAGCUGGAGGAUCCUCUCCACCCUCAACAUGCUGGGAGGGCGGCAGGUGGUGGCUGCAGUCAAGUGGGCGAAGGCAAUCCCAGGUUUCCGAAAUUUGCACCUGGAUGACCAAAUGACCCUUCUGCAGUACUCCUGGAUGUUCCUAAUGGCUUUUGCUUUAGGCUGGAGAUCCUACAAGCAAUCCAAUGGCAAUCUCCUGUGCUUUGCACCGGAUCUGAUCAUUAACGAGCAGAGGAUGAAUCUCCCAUGUAUGUAUGAACAAUGCAAACACAUGCUUAUGGUCGCCCGAGAGCUCUCACGGCUUCAAGUCUCCUAUGAGGAGUAUCUCUGCAUGAAGACAUUGCUUCUCCUCUCUACAAUUCCCAAGGAAGGCCUGAAGAGUCAGUCUCUGUUUGAAGAAAUCCGGAUGACGUACAUCAAGGAGCUGGGCAAGGCCAUCGUGAAGAGGGAAGGGAACUCCAGCCAGAACUGGCAGCGAUUUUAUCAACUGACUAAACUGCUGGACUCUAUGCAUGAUGUGGUUGAAAAUCUUCUGAGCUUUUGCUUCCAGACAUUUUUGGAUAAAUCCAUGAGUAUUGAGUUCCCAGAAAUGUUGGCAGAAAUCAUCAGCAAUCAGAUACCAAAAUAUUCCAAUGGAAAUAUCAAGAAGCUCUUGUUUCAUCAGAAGUGACUGCCUUAACACAAAGGGUUGCCUUAAGAAACCGUCACUCGAUAGCUUUGUUUUGUAAAGAGAAAACCUACAGAACUUGUUCCUUUUGUCCUCGCAGCGGUGUUUCUUUUGUAAUUAUGCACUACAUGUGGUUUACAGAGGGCCAAGAGUUAGGCUGGAGAAGCAGCGGAUUUCUCCCAUUUGGGAAAGAAUUGGGGAGAAAGGAAAGGCAAAGAAAUCGUAAAUCCUAUUUGUUAGAAAUUUUCUCUCUCCCCUCGUGCACCAUCCCCGGAUGCAUCAAACCACCAGUGACAAGCUCUGAGGCUGUUACGAACAUUCUGCUAAUUAAUUAAUUGCUGCAGUUGGCUGGAGACAAUUUUUUAGGCGUUUUGUUUUUUUUAUUUUAGUAAAGUGUUUUGGAUUUUUUUUUUUUUAAAGUUAAGGUAGCAUUUUGGUUUAUGCAUGUAACCUGAAGAAAGUUUACAAGUGUAUAUCAGAAAAGGGAAGUUGUGCCUUUUAUAGCUAUUACUGUCUGGUUUUAGCAAUUUCCUUUAACUUUAUAUACCGUGAACUUGGCUUGUUCAUUUUUUCUUACAUAAUUUUUUUGUAAUACUUCAAGAUGCCUAUUGUACAGCUGGUUUUUUAAGGUGGGGCAGCUCGUAGCUUUCCUAAACGACCUCUAGACAGUAAAUCCUUGAGUAGAUUCAUGUGAAAAAGGGUUGGGCUUUUCUAACCUAAUCGCUUUCAACUGUCAAAGCGGCUAUAAAAAUUUGGCUUUUUUUAAGGGCCAGGGUGGGUGGGAGAACACUCUCAAAUCUCAUUUCAGUAGAUCCGAAUGAAAUCCUUUUGGUAUAUUGCAGAAGUGUUGGAUAUGCAGAUUCAUAGAAAAUUAACCCAGUCCUCACUGGAUGUAAAUGAGCAGGUUAUUUUAUAUAUUGAAAAAAAAAAAAAAAAGAAGCCUGAUUUUUGCAUAUGAUGCAACAGCCA